ACCGAAUCGGAGAGACAACCCUAUCGAAUUUGGAUCCAAGGGUUUCCGUGGACCUUGGCGCAAACGAAGGCAUCACGUUGACACUUUGGUUGACGGUCCGUCCUUUUUCCUUUUGGGUUCUGAGGGUGUCUUUCCACAGCUGCCAAUCAAAAAUUUAAAAUUACGUUCUUUGAUUGGUGGAUCUUCGGGCGUCGAGGUUUCUUCGCCUUUUUCGCCAUCUGAUGGGCCCAAACGGUACCGAAUCGUGUGCCUGCGAAUCGAGUGGAAGAUUGAUGUGACAGGCACUGUGCGUGGGAAUCAAGAGUAACAUCAACCUUUGUUGUCGCGAGUUCGUAGCGACCGCACGGGUACGAGUACCAACCCUACAUACAGAAGUACCGAAGGACCCACACCCUCUCAAAACACCUCGAAACCUUCCACUCGUCCAAAUUCCACCACAAUUUCAACGAACCUCGUCGUCAGCUGGAUCCAAUCCGAUCCGAUCCGAUCCGAUCUUCUUCACAAUCCACCGCCGCUUUUGUGUGCGUGCGUGUCAACCUCCUGUUCCAUUCCCUCAUCCAUUGUUCCGUGUACCGUCAAGAUGAUACCGACGACUAGCGUUGCUUCUCACCGCAGUGUGGUCCUAGUUGGGCUAGCAUGCACGACACUCCUAUUGGCGGUUCUAUCGCCCUCGUCGACCGAAGCCUUUGCGCCAUCUGCGCAUCGGUAUAGUCCCAAUCAAGCUGUUCCCUAUUCGGGUUCCCUUGUUCUUCCUCGUGCACGUGGACUAGCGAUGGGAAAUCCUCAGAAUAGUGCCUUGCACAUGCAGACGCCUUGGUCGAAGGCUGGCGCUAACAAACGAAAGCCCCGACCGACAAUGGUUUCUCCGAUUCAAAUGUCGGACGCCGCUAUUGAGAGCAACGACGACGAAAGCGACUCCAAGAAGAAAGGAUUCUUACAGAAGAUCAAGUCUAUCGUUCCGCCUCAGGAAGAACGACAAAAACUGGUUCCCUUGGCACUCAUGUUCUUUUGCAUCCUCUUCAACUAUACUAUUCUUCGUGACACAAAAGAUGUACUCAUGGUUACGGCCCCAAAAUCCGGAGCUGAAGUCAUACCCUUCAUCAAGACUUACUGUAAUCUACCCGUGGCAAUCGGAUUUACGGGCGUCUAUGCCAAAAUGACUGAUUCGAUGGAACUCAAAAACGUGUUCUACGCGUGUGUGAUUCCCUUUCUCAUCUUUUUCGCAUCCUUUGCCUUUUUCAUCUACCCGAAUCGGGCCAUCCUGCACCCACACGCCUUGGUGGACGUUCUCGCGGCCAGGUUGCCGGCCAACUUUGCCGCACCGCUCGCUAUUGUUCGCAACUGGAGUUUCGCUGUCUUUUACGUCAUGGCUGAAAUGUGGGGAAGUGUCGUUGCGAGUCUCCUCUUUUGGAGCUUGGCCAAUCAGAUCACGACCGUCGAAGAAGCCAAAAAGUAUUACCCGUUGUUUGGACUCGGUGCCAACGUGGCCCUCAUAUUUUCGGGACAAUACGUCAAAUUCGUCUCGAAUAUGCGCGCCAGCUUGGCCCCUGGAGUAGAUGCGUGGGCUGUAUCGCUCAAUUACCUUAUGGGUGCCGUUGUCGCCUCAGGUGGAGUUUUGCUUGCCACCUACAAGUAUAUUCAGGAUAACGUUGUUGCCAAAAGUGAAGCCAUGAAAGCCCUAAAGAAGUAUCCUAGCAAAAAGAAGCCCAAGAUGACUCUAAAAGAAUCGGCCAAGUUUCUUUUCAGCAGCCCUUACAUUCGCGAUCUAGCUUUGUUGGUAAUUUCGUACGGCAUGUGCAUCAACAUUGUCGAAGUCAGCUGGAAAGCCAAGCUCAAGCAGGCCUUUCCCGAUCCGAACUCGUACUCCGCCUUUAUGGGUAACUUCUCGUCAGCUACCGGGGCGGCCACUCUGAUUAUGAUGUUGCUCGGCCGAUCCAUCUUUCAGAAGUUUGGUUGGAGAACAGCUGCGCUGGUCACUCCAACGAUGAUCGGUGUGACGGGCUUGGGUUUCUUCGCCACCAACGUGUUUUCGGGCGCCAUGUCUCCGGUUGCCGCUCUUUUGGGCACAACCCCGCUUAUGUUGGCGGUCUUGCUCGGAGCGGCGCAGAAUAUUCUGAGCAAGAGCUCCAAAUACUCUUUGUUUGAUCCGUGUAAAGAAAUGGCCUACAUCCCUUUGGAUCAGGAAUCCAAAACCAAAGGCAAGGCGGCCAUUGAUGUUGUCGGCAAUCCCUUGGGAAAGAGUGGUGGGGCGUUGAUUCAACAGGUUCUUAUCUUUGGAGUCGGUAGUUUAGCCGCCGCUACGCCGUAUUUAGCCGUGAUCUUGGCUGGUCUGGUAUUCAUGUGGGUCCGAGCCGCGAAUUCGUUGGCCGGACAGUUCAACACCGCCAUGUCGGCCGACGGCGUGAGCGAGUAAGCAGUACCAUGUAUCUAUGUGUAGGGGCAGAUGAAAUCGGCGCUGGGUAUACGUGUGAAAGCGCUGUCAUAAAAGCAAUUAGACGUUUGCAUAAAGCCAUCAGACUCCUACUCAUUUGGCGGCCCCAGACCGGCAUCCGUGACCGGUAAAUAACAGUAAACUCAUUGAAAGUGCAAC
Molecule: messenger RNA, 2590 nt
Organism: Phaeodactylum tricornutum CCAP 1055/1
Lineage: Eukaryota; Bacillariophyta; Bacillariophyceae; Surirellales; Neidiaceae
Gene: NTT1
Product: nucleotide transporter 1
Exons: 4
Coding region: 581-2413 (610 amino acids)
Biological process (GO): nucleotide transport
Cellular component (GO): membrane
Molecular function (GO): ATP:ADP antiporter activity
Source: RefSeq, a predicted model, not a curated record